AUGCAAGGAGGUAAGCUUUCCUUCACUUUUUCCUCUGAGAAUUCCUUGUUCUCAGCUUCUCGCUCGAGAAGCCAAGAAAUGAGCUCUAUUGUUGAGACUUUGACACAAGCUAAUCACUGCUGUAGGCAUAUUGCACUGACCACGACGGGUUUGUGCCGUGCUCUCUCCACAAAUCUCUGUUGCAAUGUUGCGAUGCAGUCAGCCAACCACAACGACAAUUUGGAGAAGCGCUCUGAGGGGUACAAAACCCCCCACCACAACAGACGCCCCGGUUUGGCUGAACAUCUUGGAACCACCCCCGCCAAUCAACGGUCGACUGAGCCUGCUGCAGACGCUAAAAACGACCUGAUUAGCAGUGCCGCAUGUACCUCGACUUGUUGGCGGGUUGCAUUACAACUGGCGCAACCAAGGUCUUUGUGCAACCAAAUGAUCUCCUGCACUCAACUGGUUUCUUUUCUUCUUUCUUCAGGCCUUUUCGUGGUCUCCCCCGCCUUGUUCCCUUUGGCGGAGUUCCAUCGAAAACAGUCCGGCCAUAGGCAGAGUCUGCAGAUUCUGAGCUGGGGUCCGAUGCGCCAGCAAACUCUCGAUAGCCGCAGCGGCCACUCGCACCUACGACAUCCUUGCAUUUCUGUCCCUUCUGUGGAUGGAUGGAUCGCGCAGCAGCAGCCUCUACCUUGCUAA
Messenger RNA from Colletotrichum lupini, 681 nucleotides. RefSeq lists its product as uncharacterized. NCBI's taxonomy places the organism in Eukaryota, Fungi, Ascomycota, Sordariomycetes, Glomerellales, Glomerellaceae. The transcript is spliced from 4 exons. The coding region runs from base 1 to 681 and encodes 226 amino acids. The record is from RefSeq and is a predicted model, not a curated record.